Centropristis striata (black sea bass) is the source of this 870-nucleotide messenger RNA. It is a transcript of the gene mia, whose product is annotated as MIA SH3 domain containing. Gene Ontology annotation, biological process: extracellular matrix organization. The record is from RefSeq and is a predicted model, not a curated record. NCBI's taxonomy places the organism in Eukaryota, Metazoa, Chordata, Actinopteri, Perciformes, Serranidae. The coding region runs from base 26 to 541 and encodes 171 amino acids. The transcript has 4 exons. Gene Ontology annotation, molecular function: protein binding.
UGUGAAAGGAGCUCUGUGUGUGUUCAUGUGUGAGGUAGGGGGAGUAGAAAAAGGGGACUGCCAUCACUGCACCUCCUUCUCAAACACGCAAAGGCAGCAAAAAGCUCACAAGACUUUUGGACCAUUGGAUCACUGGGUGCAUCAACAAGCAGACAUGCCUUGCAAACUCUGGCUUGCUCUUUCAGUGUGGCUGCUGCUGCCAACCUCUGAAGCUGGAAGGCAGAUGCCCAAACUCUCUGACAAGAAACUCUGCGCUGACUCUGAAUGCAGCCAUCCCAUUUUGAUAGCUCGGGCCCUGCAGGACUACUACCCUGGAGACUGCAGGUUCAUCCCCAUCAGACAGGGCCAGCUCAUCUAUGUCUAUGCAAUGCUUAAGGACAGAGGGAAUCUCUUCUGGGCCGGAAGUGUGCAAGACUCUUAUUAUGGACAGCAGGAGGCUCGUAUUGGCCACUUCCCUAGCAGCGUAGUCGAGGAGACUCAUCCUCUCAUGCCAGCCAGCACUGAAGUCAAAACUACUAAAUGGGACUUCUACUGUAACUGAUACUGAUGCCUUUACCAGUAAGGAGAACAACAUUCUGGUCAACUACAUUACAAGAUAAAAGAGUAUCAUAUUCUAGCACAUUGAUUACAAUAUAUAUGUAGGUUUGCAUAUCCUUACUGUUCAAAAUCUGCACCUUAGAAGAUAUGAACAGCUUUUCACAAUCAUGUAACUCUAGAUUGCAAUCAGAUUCUAAUAAACAUUUCGAAGAAGAGAUCAUUGAUGCUUAACACUCUAGAUUGUCUGUUUGAUUCUAUGUAAUGAUCCAUCAUACUGUUUAUAUGCAGACAUUAAAAUAAUGUGUCAAAAGAUGAUUUGUGCAUGUCUUUUCU